Pseudoliparis swirei is the source of this 10304-nucleotide messenger RNA. Its product is annotated as protein MTSS 2-like. The coding region runs from base 472 to 2889 and encodes 805 amino acids. Gene Ontology annotation, molecular function: actin binding; phospholipid binding. Gene Ontology annotation, biological process: plasma membrane organization; cell projection assembly. The transcript has 14 exons. The record is from RefSeq and is a predicted model, not a curated record. Lineage: Eukaryota; Metazoa; Chordata; Actinopteri; Perciformes; Liparidae. Gene Ontology annotation, cellular component: cytoplasmic side of plasma membrane; actin cytoskeleton.
GCAGCGCUGGCUGCGCCAAGAUGAGGCGUCGUCCCGGUGCCAUCUGAACCCCCUCUACGACUGACCCGGAACCGGAGAGAGAGAGAGAGAGCGAGAGAGAGAGCUACACACAUAAAGAGAGAGAUAGAGACUGAGCGAGAGAGAUAGACACACACACAGAAAGAGCGAGAGAGAGAGAGCGCAAGAGCGAGAAACCAUCUUCUCUCACAACCCAUCUUCCGUUUCGUUUUGGACGACACCGCAGCGAAAGUCGUUUAUUUCAGCAUCUUUUCUCUUUUUUUCACCUCCUACUCCUCCCGUUCUUACUGCACCCCCCCCCCUCCGUUAUUAUCGGUCUCCUCGGUUGAAAGGAGAACGCGGAGACCCCGGUCGUGAUUUUUGUGGAAAUCCUUUUUGGCAUUCAUCUUUAUUUUAUUUCCUGCUGAGUGUUGGUAGCGCGCAGUUGGUGCGCGCUUCUGCAAAUUCCGGUGAAUGGUGGAUUUGGCAAACAUGGAGACCGUGGAGAAGGAAUGCGGGGCCCUCGGGGGUCUAUUCCAGGCGAUCGUCAACGACAUGAAGUGCUCCUAUCCUGUGUGGGAGGACUUCACCGCCAAGGCAACCAAGCUGCAUUCCCAGCUCCGAACCACUGUCCUGGCUGCUGUGGCCUUUCUGGAUGCCUUUCAGAAGGUGGCAGACAUGGCUACUAACACCAGAGGGGCCACCAGAGACAUCGGUUCAGCUCUGACCCGGAUGUGCAUGAGGCAUCGCAGCAUUGAGGCCAAACUUCGCCAGUUCACCAAUGCUCUGAUGGAGAGUCUGAUCACUCCUCUCCAGGACAAGAUUGAGGACUGGAAGAAGACCGCCAACCAGCUGGAUAAGGAUCAUGCCAAAGAGUACAAGAGGUCCCGCCACGAGAUCAAGAAGAAGUCCUCCGACACCAUGAAACUACAGAAGAAGGCUCGCAAAGGGCGAGUGGACCUGCAGCCCCAGCUGGACAGCGCCAUGCAGGAUGUGACAGACUUGUGUCUGCUGAUGGAGGAGACGGAGAAGCAGGCGGUGCGCCGGGCCCUCGUGGAGGAGAGGGGUCGCUUCUGCACCGUCAUCGGCUUCCUGCAGCCCGUUGUGAAAGGAGAGAUCGCCAUGCUGGGAGAGAUCACCCACCUCCAGGCCAUCAUUGAUGACCUCACUGUGCUGACAACCGAUCCUCACAAACUGCCCCCAGCUAGUGAACAGGUGAUUAAGGAUCUGAAAGGGUCCGACUACAGUUGGUCCUAUCAAACCCCUCCUUCUUCCCCGAGCAGCUCCGGCUCCCGCAAGAGCAGCAUGUGCAGCAGUGUCAACAGCGCCCACAGUAGCGCCUCCCGUUCAUCAGGGGGAGGUGGCGGCAUCGGUGUAAGUGGUGGAGGCUCGGGGCCCCACUCACCCACCUCCUCCUCCUCCUCCUCCUAUCGCUACCGCAGCAACCUGCCGCACCAGCCUCUGCCACCAGGGGGCAUCGCCGCCCACCGCCUCAGCAGCGUCUCCUCCCACGAUUCGGGCUUUGUGUCCCAGGAUGCGAACAUCUACUCCAAGCCCCCCUCACCCAUGCCCUCAGACAUCACUAGCCAGAAGUCAUCCAGCUCGGCAUCGUCAGAGGCCUCAGAAACAUGCCAGUCAGUCAGUGAAUGCAGCUCCCCUACCACCGAUUGGUCCAAAGCAGGUCAGUACGAGCAGUCGGCGGCUGCGGCGACCAUCCAGAGGAGGAAGGAACCGCUCGAUAGGCUGAGGGAGAACGAGAUGUCGCCGAGCUCCCAGGGAUACGCCGGGCCGUCCCACCCUGAUGACGCGCAGAGAUACAGGAUGACCCCGGCUAGCAUUGCUGCUAAGCAUGGAGAGGAGGUGUCUCCAGCCGCCAGUGACCUGGCCAUGGUGCUGACCAGAGGACUGAGUAUGGAGCAGCAGAAAAGCAAGAGAGACUCCCUGCAGUACUCCAGUGGCUACAGCACAGAGACCACAACCCCCUCCUGCUCCGAGGACACCAUUCCUUCACAAGGUUCAGAUUAUGACUGCUACUCAGUGAACGGUGAUGCUGAAGGACCAGAUGGACAGACAGAGUUUGACAAGUCCUCCACCAUUCCUCGACACUCUAAUAUUGCCCAGAACUACCGCCGCAUGAUUCAGACCAAGAGGCCAGCAAGCACAGCCGGCCUACCCAGCGGGGUUCUUGGUCCUGGGGGUCAUGGGAUACCAGGACAACCCGGCGGACCUGGAGCAGGGACUCCAGGCACCGCCACCAUCCGCCGAACCCCAUCUACCAAACCGGGCGUGAGGCGCACGCUGUCCAGUGCGGGGCCCAUCCCCAUCCGACCACCCAUCGUGCCCGUCAAGACACCCACGGUUCCCGGACACUCGCAUUCACUCGGCGCAGCUGGUGGCGGGUACGCAGGUGGGGGCCACUCGGGUGGCGUGCCUGUGCGCGUGGGCAGUGAGGAGUGCGUGUUCUUCACCGGAGUCGACGACGGGCAGGGAGCUCUCGAUUAUGUGAAGGCCUCACCGAAGCGCCUCAGCCUGCCGAACACCGCCUGGGGAUCGGGGGCGGCGCUGGAGGUCUACACCCAGCAGCACGGAGGCCUCGCCAUGGGAGCGGGAUCCGGGGCCGGAUCAGAGGAGGAUCAGAUGAUCGCGGCCAAUCGGCACAGCCUCGUGGAGAAGAUCGGCGAGUUGGUAGCCAGCGCUCACGCCCUCGGAGAGGGGCAGUUUCCUUUCCCCGCCCUCCCCGAUGACGCGGCCCUGCCACCAACCGGCCCCACCAACGCAUUGUCAGGGACGGAGGGGGCGAAAGGUUCUGGUGACAUGUUGACCACCAUCAGGAGAGGAGUCCGCCUCCGCAAGACCGUCUCCAAUGACCGCUCGGCGCCGCGCAUUUUGUGAUUGGAGGAGAAGCAACGAGAGGAUGAUACUAGUCAGCCAAUAGGGAGUCAGGUGUUGGUGUGGUGCAACCCAACCGCCUAGUACAUACACAGACACUUAACUACGUAGGGAAAGCUAUAAUAUAAGAGAAGAUAAAUGAAAACAAACACAAAAAAUAAGUUUAAAGACACCAUUAGGGUAAAUGAUAUAUAAUAUAAUGAUAAUAUUAACAUUAAAAAUGUUAACUCACACUGACAAAUACAAGUGAGAUACUGAAUAUUGACAGGCUCCUAGCAGGCCACUAUAACUAGUGUGUGUUGGAUGCAUGUUUGUCUUCUCUACACCUUCACCCAGGGACGAAAAGACUCGCAGGAAAAACAGAUAUGAUUAAAAAAAGAAGAGGCAAAAGAAAGAGAGAAAGACUGGGUUUCUGUUUGUCGACUUACACCUUUCCCCAUCCUCUUCUCCACCUAGCCUGGCUGUCUAAUCCCAGAUGAAAGACUGAAGGACGGUCCUGUGGGGGCGAGAGAGAGAGAGAGAGAGGGGGGGGGGGGGGGGUGAGAGUGCCGUGUGACCAGCUGGAUUAAAACCCCGGCUGUCUCAGCAGCAACAUAUUGUACUUAUUAGUCCACUGAACUGAAGCUUUGGUAUUAGCACGGGGAGCUAACAAGCCAGAGGGCUCCUCUGGUUCAUCCUAAUGUAAAAAAAAAAUAAUUAUGUUGGCAUUGAACCGUGCUAGUGCCCCCUUCCCCCCUCUUUCUCUCUCUCUCUCUCUCUCUGUGUGUGUGUGUGUACUGUGUGCGGAGAUUCAUGUGUAGGCAUGUGAAAACGUAAGCGUGUGUGUGCGCCCAUGUGAUUGAUUGUGUGGGUGUGAGGGUGGUUGGGUAGAGCUCUGCUGCAGGACAGCUGGUUACCCAACAAGGGCAGGGCUUUUUUUCUCCUGUGUGUCGUACGUGUGUUUUCUUCUUCCUAUCGUGACGUCAUUUACCUUGUUGCAGCCGUACGACAAGUUGCGAGAAGUAAUCCAGGCGCAUAGAUAUAUUCAUAUAUAUUUUCUAGAACCAGAGAGAAAAUGCUGAAAUCAGAAAUGGAGCAAUAAAUGUGUGUUUUAUUUUUCUUGUUUCUGAGAGGAGGAUUAAUGGGGGAGGGGAGAAUGGGGGGGGGGGGGUGGAGGUUCUCCUUUGUCCCAUUCAGGCAAUCAUCAGGAAAGCUAAAUUACACAUCGACUGUGAAUCCACGCCUCGUCGUUGUGUUUUGUUGUCUCUCUCCCUGUCCCCGUCUCUUCCUGGUGGAGGAAAUGGAUUACAAAAAUGCUGAAAAAAGUAACUGUAAAGCACUUUUGAUAGGAGAUGCAGCAUGUACAAUAGCCAAUGGGUGUCGCGGAACUCAGACUGAAUGAAAGGGAGCGUGAAAGUGAGAGAGACGGUUGCCAAUAAGAGGGAAGUAAAAUAUACAGUUUAUAGAAGGAGUAGAAGACAGGGAGGGACAAAGAGGAAGUGAUGAAGACCGGUGGAGUUGGAGCGAUUGGUCGAAUGAGAGAAGGGAAAAGAAAGUAGAGCAAAAAUAUUUAACCCCAAAAUUGUAUAGGACGUCAGGACUCUUCAGGAUUCUACAAGUACGGAAUUAACACGUGGUGGCACUUGUGUCUAAUUUCAUGAUGCAAAUUCAAAUACACUGUACAGAAAGGUCAGACUAAAUGGUUGUUUGACCCAAGCGACGAACAAACCUAUUUUCUUUGGAGCCUCGGAGAUUCCCCUUCACUGUAUUGGGGGGAGGCGGAGAUCUCACAACCUGGCCGGAUAAAAAACACGUCUAGACAAUGUAGAUGCAGACAGUAGAAAAUAUGUCUUUGUAAUUUGGGUUCAACAACACUUCAGCUAUCAUCGACAAUAGGCUUGAAAUAACUUUGAGAGUAUAUUACGUUUGUUGGAGAUACAUGAAUAUACUUAUCCAACAGGCCAGUGUCCAAAAAAACUGCAAACUAAUCUCUUACAUCUCAUCUAUAAAUACUGUACAUGUUUGCAUUGUGGGGAAGUUAAACCUCGAACAUAGUUGAAUUAUCACCCAGGUUGGCUCCAAUUAAAACCCUUACAGAAAAAACUACAACGUUUUUUAAUUCAUACACGGACAACAUGCAAACACUCAAGUACAGAGGGUUAUAGUUGCAAUAAUGUCACCAUAAUAAGAGUCAAAAAAACAAAACAGUUGGUUGCUCAGUGUUGGGCCACCAUUAGCUUCUCGCUAGCAAAGAGUAGCUUUGUCAUCUCUGAAGGGAUGUUACCUACUAUUACUGUUGAGUAAUUGAUUUGUUAAGUUAGUUGCCCAACACUGGUUACUAAUGAGCGGUGUCCCCUGAAACGUAAAAGAAAACGACUAAAAUCCAGCAUGUGUCCAGUCCCCGAAAUCAGAGGUCGUUCCAGUAAUCGGGUUGUCUGAGUGGACCGGACCAGUCCGGUUCAGCUCAGCACAGUGCAGAGGAACCAGCUCAGGACGCGGCUGCAUAGGAGGAUUGUUUACGGACACUCGGAUGUGAGACUUAUGAAGAAGCAGGAGGGUUUGGAUUUAGACUGACAGCGAGAGGGAGUGUGUGUGUGUGUGUGUACGUGUGUGUGUAUGCGUGUGUGUCCGCGUGUGUUAGGAGUGAGCGUUUCACUGCCGGUUCAUAAAAUAUGUACUGUUUGUGCUCUACUUGUAAAUGGGAAUCAGGCACACAGAUUUAAAAGGUUUGUGAGAAAAUAUCACAUGGAAUAUUCUGUUCAGUAUUUCGUUUGUUUUUAUUUCAUUCUGCAGUAUUUUUUGAAUAUUUAGUCUUACUUUUAAUCAAUGUCAAAAAGAAAAAAAGACCAAACCUCCAGUUGAAACACAAACUGCUCAUCGGUGUAACAUCUGGAUGUGCGGCGGCGUGCGGACCGAGUGAGUGUGUCCUCGUUUGGCUUUGUUUAGGAUGAGGGGAGGAGGGGCGACUACUGUGCGUGUUGUCACAUGUGGAUGCUGUGUGUCGUAUCAGCUGAAUCUGAUUGGUUGAGAGGGUGGAAGGGCAGAGCAGCGGUCUUGGGCUGCAUAACCGCCCCUUCCAAAAAAGAAGGAAAGAAAACACAUUUCUAUGAGAAAAUGUUCUUCUGAAGACCAUCAAGGUCAUGGUCACACUGUACAUGAAUAUAAUACACUGUACGUAUGCUGAAUGUAAUGCAAGGUGAGAGGGGGGGGGUCAAACUGUGCGGGUUUGACUCGGCUGAACCGUGUCAGAACUUUGUUCUUGUACAACUGAAUGAAGUUCAAAACCGCAGGGAAGCAAUACAGCGGAAGUGCGCAUGCUCCAGUAUGGGUGCGUUAAAGGAAAAUACCACUGUUCGGUCCACUCGGAUGGCUAAGAUUUCGAUUUUCGUGGCACAUUUUUACAACCGCCACUAGAGACGAUCCCAUUCGCCUGCCAGUGCUUUGUGUUUUAUUCAUUCCAGUGCAAAACUGAAACAACUGAUUUCACUGCAAGUUAUCUACAGUCCAGUAUUGCUUGAGGAAAGGGUUAAUCCUGCCCCCAGGAUGGAUUGCCCUCAGGACAACGACCAGGACAGGACACUCAAAAUGUAUGCGUCGAGACAGCCAGAUCACACCGCUGGCUGCAGGAUGAGUGUGAGACGAGAGUACGAUACAACUGCUAUUUUCCUUUAAAAUGCCUGGUUAACAGCACACAAAAGUUAUCUCACUAAACAAUAAUGUUUCUUCUUCUUCUUCUUUGUUUUUAAACAUGCUGAAUUAUCUGUGUACUGAACUAACUGUCUAAACAAGCUGAUCUAACUACUCUCUGCUACAGAUGUGUCAAUAUGCCCAUUGCUUCGAGUGUGCUUGUAUGUGGGUAGAAGUAUCGGCCGACCGGCACGUGGGCGGGGCGGAGGCUUCUCGGGCAACAUAACGCUCCGCGGGAACAUACAUAGCCAGGUUGACAUGCAGGCAUGCGCACACACUCAAACACAAAAACAAUCCUCUCUCCUGAGAAAGACACAUCGUCCUAACUAACUACUGUACAGCAUGUCCAACUAGCACUGACAAAAGAAGUAACAUUUUAACAUUGAUUUCACAAUUGUAUUGAGUUAAAAAGUUGAAUAUAUCCGAUCUGAACUCUCAAUGACAUUACUGUGAUUUUAAUUCCUUUUGCCAUUAGCGGCCUUGUUGCCGAGCUGGGUAACAUCUGGAUCGGGGCAAACAUGGAUCAAGUUUCAUUUGACAGUGACACACAGUAAGCACACUCCACUCAAGAUUGAACUGAUGACACUGUGUCCCCACACAUACGGCGAGCCCGACAGAUUAUAGUGCUGUUGAGUAUUGUGUAUGUACCCUUGACUAAUAGGAGCUCACAAAGUGUUGACAGAAUUGUUUAACAUUUUGGGAAAUACCUUCCAGCACAUGGUUAGCUUAGCUUAGCAUAAAACAACAGGAAGCACAGGGAAACUGCUAGCUGGCUUUGACCAAAGUUAAAGUGGCAAUGCACAUGUUGUUGUUGUUGUUGGUUUUUUCUUCUUUUUUCCCCUAAACUUACCACUAUGAAGUACAUGUUGAUUGCACAAUGUAAUGGCAAUUUUGACAUCAUUGGGUAUUUAGAUUGGUUCCUGAUACACUUCGCUUUCACUAUGCAAUCCUGUCUGCCCUGGGUACCGUCUCCUAAGCUCCAGUCAUGGCACAAAGGAAGUGCGUCAACCAUUGAUCAGCCAAAGCGGGAAGAGGUUAGAGCUUUUGUUUUUUCCCGCAAGCUAUCCGUCGUCACCGGAGAGUGUGACGGUAACUUCUUCACAGUUAAAACGCAGCACAGUGGAAAACAAAAGCGGUUGGUAACGGCGGUUGGCAAAACUUGCUUGUUGCCACAUUAAACAAUCCAUUACUAAAGAUUAUGUCAGAGUUAUUUUAUACCUAUGGUUCUAUGGGGGGGGGGGGGGGGGAUGUCCAGUGCCAGAAUCGACGGACAGAGAAAAUAAAUAGCGCCAAUGGCUAAAAAAGCUAACUUUCCAAAAUAUUGAGCUUUUUCUUUACUAUGGAAAACAUAUUUACAGAUGAAAACCGGGGGAAGUCGUUUGAGAUGGUGGGACCGCAGUGGGACGGAGAUUUAAACACUCAACAGCACCAUUAUCUGAAAAGCCCACAGGUGUCGGCCUUCUAAAUCUGCCAAUUAAAUAACUUUCCAAUGUGUUUCAGCACUCAAGUAGGGAGACUGUUUUACACCGGUGUAUCCUUCCCUCCUUAUUCCUCUCUAUUAUCUUCUCAUUUUCUCACCUCCAUCCACUGGCGCAGAAUACCCAGGGAUGCCAUCUCGCUGACAAGUUGGAAAACAAAGCGUGUCAUGAUGAGAGUCCCAUCGGCUGCACUCGGUCUCUCUCGUGCCUCGCAGCCCAUCAAAGCUAAUGAAACAUAAUUCUGAUGAAGUCUUUAUUCACUCUGCAGUUAACAAUAGCUCAGCUCUCUCUUUCUCUCUCUCCCUCUGUCGGCCCUACACUCCCCUCCCUGUAUGUCUCUCUGUAUUUAAGGUAUGAGUGUGUGCCACUGUUCACAUGUGUGUGUGGUAAUGGCUAAUGUGUGGUUCCAUUAUGUGUCCGGGGUGUGUUGUUCAAAGAGCCAGAGGCAUUAGUGAGGCCAGAAGGCUCUCCGUUGUACACUGUAACAUGAGCUGGCUUCAAGGCAGCAGAUGGAGGCCUGACACGCCAUCUCGCUGCUAGAUUACAUUUUAAUUAAUUUUGAUCAGGCUUAUUAAGACGUCUUUUUUGGCAUCAUCUCACGGGAAGCUUAUAUUACUUUGAUGGUUUAUUGCCGAGCUUCUGUCAAAGAAACCUAAGGAUGCACAUAUGAGCAGUUAUUCAACAUGCACUGGGACCUUUUUUUACUCACGUUGGCGUCACAAGAGAUCGUCCGGUGUGCAAAGCCCAGGGUUGUUAAGACCAUCAAAACCCGGUCUCCGUCCAACUAAACUGCAUCUUCAAUAGCAAAAAUAAAUGUCUCCCCAGUAACAAUCGUGGUUUUAAACACACAAAAACCCCAAACAUGUAUUCUUAGUUAGGUUUCUAAAUAGUGACAGUUUAGCUUAAAUCUAAUACUGUUUGUUGCGUUAUUAAACUUACAGACGUGAAUAAAUAUGCGUAACGUUUGGUUUUUCACGCAUUACACAAGAAGCAGAAAGUACAAUCACGCCUUUAAAAACAUCGCAAGUCAGCAAGUCCGCAUACAGUUCUGCCGUCGCCUGCCCGUUGUGAGUUGAUGAACAUUCGGCUGCCAAGAAACUAGUUUCCCUCGUUACUCAGCUUUAUAGAAAAGCUGGCAGACUUCCAUCGCGAACACUCCUGGCAGCGUGAACACACCGUCGCAAAUCUAUGAGGAAGUGUUGCGGAGCGCUGCCUUAUUGGUGGUAGUUUCCCAUCAAAUGUGUCCGCAGUUACCUUCAUUCCCGUUUUAAGAACAGAAUCAGCAUCAGAAUCAGGUUUUAUUGGCCAAGUAAGUUUGCACAAAUAAGGAAUUUGACUUGGUAAAGUGACUCUGUGUGCUUACACAAAAUAUACAUUACAACACAAUACAAUACAAAACAAACAGUGCAACAGGACCUAUUUAAAAGAUCUUUAUUCGACUGAUUAUGAGAAUGACCCCGGGAUGUGCCCGGUAUUGUGAAGGUGCAUGGAGCCCACUCCUUUAGCCAUCUGCCCAGGUUAUUUUGAAUGUGUAUGGCUGCAUGAAUGUGUGUUGCACACGGACACGUGGUUAAGACCCCUACUGUUCCUCCCUCCCACCCACACGCAUUCUGUAAAUCCUUCCUGCUGUCUAAUACUGAAUACGCACACACACACUCGUCUGAAGCAAACAUGACAAAGGUAGUUUCUCCAAAGCUUCGUGGUGGUCCGUUUAAGUCCUCCGGGGCAUCAUGACGAAACCUGUUGCAACUUCCCGCCACACAGCCGUGCGGAGUGGCCUCAUGGGGCCGCCAUAACUGAACCGAAUGUCCCGCUGUCAAUAGUCCAGCUCUCAGAGGUGCCGUUCGCUCGCUCGCUUUCCUCUCCGUCUCUUCUUCUUCUUUGUGGCCUCCAAACCAUGAAGUCUCUCCGCAACUGACCAGUGAGUCGUUGCUGUCGGGCCAAUUCUGGUCAAAGCAUAACAUUGUGACAACAUCUGCUUCACGUCUGUACAAACCGAUAUCUUGCUCCUCCCCCUCCCCACCUGGCCCUGCAGGCGCUUUGGUCCCGUCUUUCUCUCCUCCUCCUCCUCCUCCUGUCCCCUCUCCUGCUCUUCUAUAAUUUAUUGUGACUUGAGUUCUACGGUUGUUUGGCCUCCGUCGCUGAAGGUUUUUUCUUUUUUCUGUCUUCCUUUUUGUAAAAUUGACCCUUUUUUUUGUUAACUUUAGUCACUGCUAAUGUAACAAAACGCACUGUGAUGAUUCCAGUAUUAAUAAAAGUUGUACUUAAACUGUG